Exophiala dermatitidis NIH/UT8656 is the source of this 1764-nucleotide messenger RNA. Its product is annotated as ubiquitin thiolesterase. Gene Ontology annotation, molecular function: cysteine-type endopeptidase activity; cysteine-type deubiquitinase activity. The transcript has a single exon. Bases 1 to 1764 code for a protein of 587 amino acids. Gene Ontology annotation, biological process: protein deubiquitination. NCBI's taxonomy places the organism in Eukaryota, Fungi, Ascomycota, Eurotiomycetes, Chaetothyriales, Herpotrichiellaceae. Gene Ontology annotation, cellular component: nucleus; cytosol. The record is from RefSeq and is a predicted model, not a curated record.
AUGCCUGAUAAGCCAGCGACGGUCGUCGCUUAUGCGGCCGGAGCCUCACUUGCAGCAGUUGCCGCAUUCUACGUGUUCGGACCGACGUUUUUUCUCGACGGCGAGAACUCCUACAACACCAACGAUGGCCGCAAGCGUACAAUUAUCGGGCUGGCCAACCCGGCCAACGACUGCUUCAUCAACUCUGUUUUACAAGCCCUCGCCGGGUUGGGGGAGCUGAGGUUAUACCUCAUCCGAGAACUGCAUAGAAGACAGCUGGAAAACCAGGAAAUAUAUGACAUGCCACCGGCGGACUUGCGAAAGGGUGAAAAGGCCGAGAACAUUGUCAGUUUGCAGAAAGGGACCGUCACCAAAGCACUAAAAGAGAUGUUGGAUGCUUUGAACGAAAGACCGAUCUACAAAAAGACCAUUACUGCACGACCCAUAAUUGAAGCGUUAGAACGGGCUUUUCGGACACGGAUCAGUCGCAACCAGCAAGAUGCGCAGGAGUUUCUGCAGAUUCUCCUUGAGAGACUGUGUGAUGAGUACCAUGCGGCGCAGCGAGCACGCCUAGCCUUGUCGCGGCCGCCAACCAACGGUCAGCCCGGCGACCAGGAAGCUGUCGAGAAACCUGCGGGUUUGACUCCAACCUUGAGCGAGGUGACGGUGGGAACCAGUGAUGGCUUCCCCUUUGAAGGCCGCAUCGAGUCUCAGAUUCAAUGUCAGCGUUGCGGAUUCAGGACGAAGCCCAGUGCCACGACUUUUGUGUCGUUGACCUUGAAUGUGCCGCAGAAAAGCUCGACCACCUUGGAUAAUUGUUUUGAUAUCCUGUUGAAAAGUGAGGAAAUCGACGACUUCAAGUGCGACAAAUGCAGACUCAGGCAUGCCUUGGAGUGGAAGACCAAUAAACUCGCCGCCGCUGUGUCGGAAACGGACCGCGAAACCCUAGAAAGAGAUAUCUCGUUGAUCGAGCGGGCGCUUCGGGAAGAUCCUGAAAAGGCUCCUGACGGCGUCAUCCUGCCUGACUCAAGCCUUGCGCCGAAAUGCAAGAUUCGAAAAUCGACCCGUAUUACUGUUUUCCCCAAAGUUAUCGCUAUUCACCUUUCCAGGUCAGUGUUCGAUCCGGGAAGCUAUUCUACCAAGAACAUGGCCAAAGUGGCCUACACCCAACGACUGCGUCUUGGCGGCCUUCUCAACGAGAAGUGGUACAAGCUGUUGAGCGUGGUGUGUCACAAGGGAAGCCAUAACAGCGGGCACUACGAAUCAUUUCGACGGAAUCACUUGUAUCCGCCGUUUGCAACCCCAGAUCCUUUCCGUGCUUAUGCGGAUGCCAGUCGCAAUCUUAGCACGGUUUCUUCCAUCAAUGCCAGCCCCAGCAUUAGUGCGAUGCGUCUCAACGGCACCAACACCCCGGCUGACCCCAGUGAUGAGCAAUCCAGCACCUCGCUGUCUACAACUUCACUGGGCCCAAGUACGGCAAACAGUAGACCGACCUCGAACGGCAUGACUCCAGCCUCGUCGCCUCAGCCACCGGCAGCAGAGGGAUUAUUAGACAUGUCCGUGGUCGAAAGGACCGAUACACAGGCGUCAAAACCCCAGAUUCGGUCGCACGAGACCACAACCACGGGAAAGUUUCGCCGACGGAAGAAGUCUAAUGAUCGCUGGUGGCGCAUCUCAGAUGAUAAGAUCAAAGAGGCACGCACGUCUGAUGUCCUGUCUAUGCAACGAGAGGUAUACCUGCUAUUUUACGAGUUGGAGCGGCCUGGUGAUGAUGCGAUGGAUUGA